AUGUUCGCUGCCAGACGAUCUGCCACCUCGACGCGGCAACUGCUGCGCACCCAGCGCCGCUGGGGCUCGCACGCCGCCCACGAGCCUGUGAACGAAGGCGUCGGCCGCAGCUUCUACAUUACCGUUGGUUCCCUCGCCUCCGCUUACCUCCUCUACCGCGUUAGCCAGUCCAACCAGGACUCCGGCGCCCCGUCCUGGAUCUCCGGCCUCAUUAGCAAGUGGACGCCCUCGCAGGAGACUUUCGAGCAGCGCAAUGCUAUUCACACUGCUAUUAUGGAGAAGGCUGCUGAGGACCGCCACUUGCUUCAGAGUCAGGGUCCCCGUGAGGCUUAUGAGUUGAAGCAGCCUGAUAUGAUGAACACCGGCUCACCGUACAACCUUGCCGCCGGUUCGCGGGUCGACCUCAGCCACGUUGUUGCUCACUACGAGCGCAAGAACCAGGAGAUUGAUGAGGCUCGGGCUGUGCGGAUGAAGGAUGGCAAGUCUCUCUAUGAUUAG
Penicillium arizonense is the source of this 498-nucleotide messenger RNA. Its product is annotated as putative NADH-ubiquinone oxidoreductase 178 kDa subunit. Gene Ontology annotation, cellular component: mitochondrion. The record is from RefSeq and is a predicted model, not a curated record. Bases 1 to 498 code for a protein of 165 amino acids. The transcript has 3 exons. NCBI's taxonomy places the organism in Eukaryota, Fungi, Ascomycota, Eurotiomycetes, Eurotiales, Aspergillaceae.